This is a messenger RNA of Entrophospora sp. SA101, 1854 nucleotides long. The record is from the annotation of a GenBank genome assembly. Lineage: Eukaryota; Fungi; Glomeromycota; Glomeromycetes; Entrophosporales; Entrophosporaceae.
AUGGUUGCAAUAAAUUUAUAUAGGAUAUUUGAACUAUCCACAGCGACAACAGCAUGUGCUUUAUUCAUAUUAAAUAGUCUUUUAUUUGUUAACUCACAAUAUGCAAAUGAAGGUCAAAGCACAUUAAACGAUGUACAACCACUUAGAGCAUGCAAUGGAACAGAUAUUGAUACAAGAGGUUAUGAUGGUUCUUGCAAUAAUAUAAAAAGAUCUAAUUGGGGUGUACCGAAUCGUGUGUUCGACCGUGUUUGGUUUGAUCCCAAGUAUGAAGAUAAUUUCACUGGAGCUCCAUUUUUGAAAGUUGAUUCUCGUAUGAUUUCAAAUUUAUUAUCCGAUGAUGGUCUGCCAGUUGAUUAUGCCGGUAAUCCGUUACAGGAUGGUUUAUUAUCUGAUGUAAGAAAAUCAAUGUUUGAAAUUUUCUUUGGACAAUUUAUUAACCAUGACCUUGAAGAUUCAGCUUUACAAAAUGGUAUACCAGGAUAUGCAAUAGCAGACGUAACUCAAGAUCCAAUAUUCAAAAAUACAGCAGAUAAUCCAUUUAAUCCUACAAAUACUGCUAACGCAUACCUUGACCUAUCUAACAUAUACGGUAAUGACUCUACCAUGAACACAGCACUUCGUGAUCCAAAUGGUCGUGGUUUAAUGCUUCUCGAGGAUUAUAAAACAGACGGUGGUGCAUAUAAUACAAAAUUAGUAAAUGUGACGGUUAAGCAAAUGCCUCCAAGUCCUCUUUCCACCGACAUUUUUCCAAAUCUCACUCCUCCUCCAAUAAACGCAUCUGACGCCAUGGUUAGCGGUGACACCCGUUGUUCUGAAAAUAUUCAAUUAUGUAUAAUGCACGCAAUUUGGAUAAGGGAACAUAAUUUUUGGGCAAAAAAAUUAUUAGCUGAAAAUCCUACUUGGGACGACACAACAUUAUUUGAAAAUGCUAGGCGUGCAACAAUUGCCGAGUAUCAAAACGUAAUAUUUUCAGAAUACCUUCCUGCCAUAUUAGGUUUUAAAAUGCCACCUUAUUCUGGUUAUGAUGAAAAUGUUUAUGCCGAUACCUCUGCAGUAUUUGCCGGCGCUGCUUUCCGUUACGGUCAUUCAAACAUCCGACCUUAUAAUAUUGUUGAUGGAUGUACUGGUAAACCAAUUGUCAUCCAUCCCGACUACAGCUAUCCAAAUACUCACCCAAAUCGUUUCAUGUUUGUUGGCAAAACUUUUCCUGUCAGUCCUGUACCUGGUUCCACAUUAACUCGUAAAGUGUUGGAUUACACACCUGCUAGAAUUUUGGCACUUGCGUCUGGGACGCAUGGUGACGGUGUAGAUAAUGUUAUUGUUAGCAUGUUAAGAGAGCCAACUGCACAAUUUGAUUUAAAGAUCACUAGUGCUCUAAGAAACAUCCCUGGUCGUUUUAUGGGUCUUGCAGAUUACAACACAUAUCGUACAGUAUAUCACCCAGCAGGAAGUGUCUACUCCAAUGCAGCAUGCGAUAUAAAUGCAGCAACUGAUUCUGUAGCAUGUUUUCAAUUAAUUACUAAAGAUGAGAAAGUUGCCACAAAUCUUCAACAAUUAUAUCAAAAAGUCAACGCAAUGGACGCUAUUGUUGGAUUCUUUGCCGAGGACAGAUUAGCCGUAACAUCUCCACUACCGCCUACAAUCACUAAUAUAAUAAAGGAUGAAUUUGAUAGAAAACGUAUCAGUGAUCGUUUCUGGUACGAGGGUACUACGUUCACCGAUGCAGAAAAAGCUCAAAUCAAAGCUACAACCAUGAAGCAAAUUAUUGAAAGAACCACUGGUGUUAAAAAUGUUCAAAUUAAUCCCUUCAAAGCACCUGUUGGUAAUAAUUUACCAACUGCAUGUACAGCAUAA